Messenger RNA from Nematostella vectensis (starlet sea anemone), 2857 nucleotides. Its product is annotated as organic cation transporter protein. Gene Ontology annotation, cellular component: membrane. Gene Ontology annotation, molecular function: transmembrane transporter activity. NCBI's taxonomy places the organism in Eukaryota, Metazoa, Cnidaria, Anthozoa, Actiniaria, Edwardsiidae. The record is from RefSeq and is a predicted model, not a curated record. Gene Ontology annotation, biological process: transmembrane transport. The transcript is spliced from 10 exons. The coding region runs from base 171 to 1781 and encodes 536 amino acids.
CCUGACCUUUCUGAUACACAAACUGCUAGAACAAUGCUAGACUGCACAAACAUGCUGGCAUAACUAGCUUCGUUCCAUUACCCUGUUGAAUGUUUCGACACCCGUACCAAAAGAUUGAGCAAGAGGUAUCUAUAUAACCCAUCCACAUUCCCCGUGAGCAUAAGAAAACAAUGCCAUCUUCGCCAGAAGAAUCAGAUACUGAGGCCAUAAAACGCUUUGCUGUCUAUGACGAUGUAUUCCUUAAAAUUGCUUCCUUCGGUCGCUGCCAGAAGCUGCUGUUCUUUUGUUGUGGAAUUCUGAAUAUCACUCUUGGGACCCAGUUUGGUCUGCUAGUGUUUGCCAUGGGCACACCCUCUUUCAGUUGCACCACAAGUAAUGCGACUUGCCCUGUGCGUAAGUGCUGUGAGAACUGUACAAGUUACGAGUUCAGCAAAGAACAGUUUACCUCAGUUGCGACAGAGUGGAAUCUAAUUUGUGAUCGUGCCCAUAUUGCUGCAUCCCUCCAGUCCUGUUUUUUCUCUGGUAUGGCAGUCGGCUCGCUACUGGGUGGUCUGAUUUCGGACGCUUUCGGACGGCGAUUGUGUAUGUUUCUCAGUUGUGGAAUUUUGGUGAUAUCAGGAGUAGCCGCUUCUUUUGCUGACUGCCUGUCCCUGCUUGGUCUACUUCGUUUCUGCAUCGGCUUCUCCCUCGCCUCCUUCAUGCUAUCUUCUUAUAUCUACAUGAUCGAGCUGAUCGGUCCACAGUAUCGGACCAUGGGCGGGCAGAUUAGUCACGUGUUCUACUCCCCAGGCUACUGUCUGACGGCCCUGAUAGGGUACUUUGUAAGGGACUGGCGCUACUUGAAUAUGACGUGCUGUCUUCUACCCGCGUUUUUCUUCCUGACUUGGAAAGUUUUCCCCGAGUCUGCGAGAUGGCUCAUUGCCAAUAACAGGUUGGAUGAGGCACUUCAGGUCCUUUCUCGUUAUGGGUCUCGGUCAGGAUCUGACUCUGUUGACCUUGCGGCACUGAAAGAGGUCAUCAAAGACAUCCGGCGGGAUCAAAUAGAACGGGAGCAGCAUGCUAAACGAACUUCGGUCCUCGACCUCCUGAGGACCCGCAAACUGCGCAAAAGGACUCUGAUCUUGGCCUUUAAUUGGUUUGUCGUGGCUCUCGUCCACUUUGGUUUCUAUCUGUACGUGACAAGCCUCGCAGGGAAUGUGUAUGUCAACUUCGUCAUCAUGAACAGCAUCUACAUUCCACACCUUUUCUUCUGCUGGUUCCUGAUGCACAGAUACGGUAGGCGUUUCCCUUACAGCUCCUAUAUGUUAUCGGCAGGAGCGGCAAGCCUUCUCAUCCUUGCUGUCUUUAAAGCCUAUCCUGUUGGUGCGACGGUUCUGGCGAUCAUCGGCAAGACUCUGAUCACCACAGAAUUCUCCAACAUCUAUCUGUUCACCUCGGAACUCUACCCAACAAUACUAAGGAAUACCGGGAUAGGCGCCGGCUCGAUGAGCGCUCGUCUGGGUGGAAUCCUCGCACCCUACAUCGUCAUGACGUCCCAGCUUCCCGGAGUCAGUCUUACUCUUCCCGUCACCAUAUUUGGAGUGAGCGCGGUGAUUGCUGGGAUAUUGUCGCUAUGGUUACCGGAGACUCGGUACAUCACGCUACCGCAGACCAUCGAAGAAGUGGAGACGGUCAAGGAAGAUUACAGUCUUCCUUGCCGCGCGCGACACAGGAUACCCGACGAACCUGUUAUGAUAGAGCUUGAAAAGGGUGAAAGCAUGAUUACAAACACUGCGCUUUGAGGGCAAAAAGCACAUGCAAGUAAAUAUAUCUAGUAUAAUCACUGAUAUAGAUUAAAAGAGGACUUUAGGAUAUAGCUUUGGAUACUGUUUGGCCUUAUCAAAAACUAUAAAACCGCGGUACGGACGGGGUUUGCCCUAGUGGUCCAGACAAUUUGCAAUGUCGGACCGCAAAAAGGACAAGCCGCUCCAUGUAGAGCAUCGAUAAAAAGGGGGGCGUUUCAGCCCUAGUUAUCUCAAGAUCAUGUUGUAAGUCCGGGGGUAGGGUGGGGGCGACUCUCGUCUCCAGGAAAGUAUACGGGUGUGAUCUUUUAGGGUAUAAUAUUUCGAGCAACUGCUAUUCCUUAUGGGGUGUUUAACGGUUUUUCCGAUUCUGCUAUCUCUUAGGGUUAAAAAUUCCUUCUAUCACACCCAAUUUGCUGUUGUCUUCCUAGCAAAGUACCAAUGCGGCCAUUUCCAUCAGGUGCCUUGCGGUCUUAAAAUUACACGUUCAAAAAGUGUUCUCUUUUUUAAUUCGCUUUAAAUGAUCCUCCCCCCCGAUGUAUUUGUAAAAAGAUGACGUUUCUUUUUAUUUUUUAUUUUACAGAAGUCCUACCCUCUUUAUGCAUCCGUGCGGGGGAUAUAUAGCAUUUGUGCAUUUGAUCUUAUCAACAAACCAAAUACACGAACAUAGCGGCGACUUCGGAAUUUUAUGCUCCCGCUCAGUUCCGAGUCAUUCAGAGCAUACAUUUCCAUCGGCUAAUCUAAACGAGUAACUAAGAUAUUUUCAAACAAAUAUUGUCAAAAACUUAUCAGACUUUAUUCGUAGAUUGAUAUUUUAUAGUUUUCUUGCAAAUAAACCGGGUUAUAUUUUUCAUGAUAAACAUACUAAGGAGUGGUUGAUCGCAAUUCUUUAGAGUUGUCAGUAAAACAGUACGCUUGUUCGAGGAUCUGGAAUUGGAUAUUUUCAAUGUACAUCAUUGGUUUUUGAUAACAUAAGUCAAACCUUUUAGAAAUUAAAACCAAUAAUCUUGAUGAUAUUAUAUUUAUCAUCAAUGGUGUCUUUUUCAUCUCAAAUAAAAAUCUUUAUAUCUCCUUAA